GUGAAUUCAACUCCUCCAUCCUCUGUCCUCUUGCUGCUUGAAUCUCACUCCCACUCUUCCCUGGAGCAUGAUAUGCACAGCCAGAGUCUUCCGCUCACUUCAAGUUGUGCCUGUAUGAGCCUCCAAGCCUGAAAAAAAAACGUUUCAUUCCCAGGACUCCAUGCCUUAUCCCAAGACAACUCACUGAUGACCAGUAUUGUACAUUAUGGUGGGAACAACAUCUGCUGGCAGCAGGAUAGAGCCGGACCAGAUGGAUCGCAUAGUUUUUAUUCCCACCCUCCACUUCACAUAUAUGAACUCGGCACAAUCGGCAAUAGAACAACGCGGCUCGAAAAGAGGCGUUGCUCAUCGGUUCGUCUUAACUCCUAUGUUCCGUGUGCUGUAACAACACGGCAUCUUUGAAUGUUUAAUUUAUUGAAUGUUUGUGUGUGCUGGAAGGGUAGCUGGGACAGACAGCGCUGUGUAUGCUUCCAGUGGCAUCAUUCCCAGUAGUAAGUAAAUGAACCACAAGCGACUGAGAGCAUGCACUGCGUGAAGGAGUGUUAAAAAUAGAAACUCUCUUCCAAAGGUUAGAGAAAUCCCGAGGAUCUCUGGAGGUCUGUCACCGGGUUGAGUUUUUUCCGUGGUCAGACAUUCCCAUGGGCCGCUGGUCAACUCCGCCUUGAAGUCUGCGCGAGUUUUCUUUCCUUUUUUCCUAGUUUCCAGAGGCUCAUCCUCCACUCGCUUUAGGGCAGUUCUGCAUGACCACACCACAGCCUCUAUAAACCAGAGCAUCUUCAUGGAGUGAAUGAAGCAAGAGGAUUCCCUCAAGAAAAAAAGGCGCCCGCACCUCAUCUCAUCUGUCACUUAGUUAGAGCUCAGAGUCAGAGAGGCGAGUACUCUGGACGUCGGUCGGCUAGCAGAUGAGAGCCUACAGGAAAUGUCUGCAGACUGGCGCUUGUAGCUGAGCGAAGCCCACGGCCUCCCGAGAGCGCAGUUGCACGGAGCGCUUCCGCGUGGAAGGAAAGGAGGAGAGAAGAGCGGAGCGGAGCGGAGCUCGUGAGAAACAUGCGGGCGGGCGCGCGCUACCUCGUCCUCCUGCUGCUCGGUUGGCUGCAGUGUCUGGAGACCUUUAAUGUAAAUCAGAAGAAUCACAUGACUUUCAGCGGACCCGUGGAAGACAUGUUUGGGUACUCUGUCCAGCAGUUUGAGAACAAUGAAGGGAAGUGGAUAUUAAUUGGUUCUCCAUUGGUGGGGCAGCCAGCAAAGCGAACCGGGGACGUCUACAAAUGCCCUGUGGGCAAGACCAACUCCAAUUGCAUAAAGCUGGAUCUGUCUGAAAACACAACAAUUCCUAACGUAAAUGAAGUGAAGGAAAACAUGACCCUGGGAACAACGCUGGUAACAAACCCAAAUGGAGGAUUUCUGGCCUGCGGCCCACUCUACGCCCGCAUGUGUGGGAAGCAGCAAUAUACCACUGGCAUAUGUUCCAACGUCAGCGCCUCCUUCCAGGUCCUCAACUCCAUCUCACCAACGCUGCAGGACUGUGAGAAAGAACUAGAUAUUGUCAUUGUACUGGAUGGUUCCAACAGCAUCUACCCAUGGUCCAGCGUAACAGAGUUCUUAGUGAAGUUGUUGCAGAGAAUUGAUGUUGGUCCAACGCAAUCCCAGGUUGGAAUCGUGUCUUAUGGGGAUGAUGUCGGUCACGUCUUCAACCUUAGCCAGUUCAACAACACAAAGGAUCUGGUGGAAAAUGCCACAAAAAUUCUCCAGAGAACGGGGAGGAAGACAAACACUUUCCAAGCGAUCGAGACUGCGAGGAAAGAGGCCUUCACAGCAGAGCGAGGAGCACGGCCUGGAGUGAAAAAAGUUAUGGUGAUCGUUACAGAUGGAGAGUCCCAUGAUAACUACCUACUUAAAGAAGUUAUGAAAAAAUGUGAUGAGGAUGGCAUAGAGAGGUUUUCAAUUGCUGUUCUGGGGGAUUACAACAGGCAAAAUAAAAGUGUUCAGGACGUGAAGAAAUUCAUCGACGAGAUUAAGUCAACAGCAAGCAAGCCAACCCAAGAUCAUUUCUUCAAUGUCUCAGAUGAGGUGGCUUUGCUCAGUAUAGUUGACACCCUAGGAAGCAGAAUCUUUGCUCUGGAAGCAACAUCAGGUAACCACACUACUUCCUUUGAACUGGAGAUGUCUCAAGCUGGAUUCAGUGCUCAUACAUCUAGGGAAGGAGUCAUGUUUGGUGCUGUUGGAGCAUACGACUGGAACGGAACUGUGGUCACAUACACAGGACAGAACUUUGUAGUUCCAAGCAGAGAUGCAUUUCACAAUCAUGACACUGAGAAGUAUGAAGGCCUGGCAGGGUAUAUGGGUUAUGAUGUCCAGUCUGCAUCAACACCUGACGGGGUGUUAUAUAUUGCUGGGGCACCACGAUACAACCACACAGGUCGAGUCAUUGUAUAUAAGUUGAAUGGAAAGAACAUUUCAGUUGUGCAGAUACUGAAAGGAGAACAGAUUGGUUCCUACUUUGGCAGUGUUCUUCAGACUGUUGAUGUUGACAAUGACACCUAUACUGACAUCCUUCUUGUAGGGGCCCCAAUGUAUAUGGGCCCUGAGCGGGACGAGCAGGGUCAAGUGUAUGUCUACAAACUCAAUAAGAAAGGAUUGUUUGAGCACGAGAUGACGCUGAAACCCAUCGAUCAGGCUUGCUGCACUGCUCACUCAAGCUCCUGUAAGAACAAUACAAAUGAGCCAUGUGGGGCACGCUUUGGGACCGCCAUCGCCGCAGUCAGUGACCUAAACCUUGAUGGCCUCAGUGAUGUGGUGAUAGGGGCUCCUUUGGAGAACGACCAUCGCGGGGCAGUCUACAUCUACCACGGGGCAGGAAAAUCCCUUAAGAAGAAAUAUGUGCAGCGAAUAGCCUCUGGUGGAGAUGGGAAAAAAAUGAAGUUUUUUGGUCAGUCAAUUCACGGGGUCCUUGACUUAAAUGGAGAUGGCAUCAUCGAUGUUACCAUUGGAGGCAUCGGAGGUGCUGCCCUUUUCUGGUCUAGAGAUGUUGCUGAAUUAAGAGCAAAUAUGACAUUUCAGCCUAAUAAAAUAAACAUGCAACAAGAAUCAUGUGAAGUAGGUGGGAAGAAAAGAGUCUGUGUGAAAAUACAGGUCUGUUUUGAAUAUACUGUUAAGUCAGAAAAAAAGGAAGACUUUACUACUGAAAUGAAAUACAAUCUGAUAAUAGAUUCCCUAAGAGCAGCAUCAAGAGGACUGAUUGCCAACACCACAGACAGGAAAGUUCUGGGGAAAGCCCAGGUCUCCAACAAGGACAGUUUGUGUAGGGAGCAUCUCUUCUACAUGUUGGAUAAGCUGGACUUCAGAGACCCCAUUAUGAUCUCACUGAUAUUUGGUUUAGUAAAUGAAGAUGAAGGCCCAGUGCUGGAUGGGGAUUUACCAACUUCUCUCAACAAGACAAUUCCACUGGUGGACUGUGGAAACAAUGAAAAAUGCAUCACAGAUCUCCAACUUGAUGCUUCAGCAAAUAUAACAAACCUUAUUAUAAAGGCAAAUCAAGAAAAGUUCAAUGUUCAAGUUAAUAUUACAAAUCGCAAAGACAGCGCAUACAAUACAAAAGUUAUACUCAGUCAUUCAAAGAAUGUCAACUACGUGAAAGUUGAGCCCAGAGACAGAGACUGUGAAUCGAAUGUAGGUAAUUUGACCUGUGCUGUGGGAUUCCCAUUUCUCAAAACAGAUGAACAGGAAUCCUUUAAAAUCCACUUUGAAGUAAAUCCAGGACAUGUUCUCAGGAACAUUGAGAUUAAUGUCCACGUAACAAGUGACAGUGAAGAGCCAGAGUCCACCCUUCAUGACAAUGUGAAGAAAAUAAUCAUACCAGUGAAGUACGAGGCUGGCCUAAGCUUUUCAGCGGUCAGAUAUAUGAAGGAAGACCACAUUAUUGUCAAAGAAGGAGAAAAGUACCCAAGUGAAUUCAAUGACACAAGUGUAAUUGGAAAUGAAGUCAUCAUUAGCUACACGAUUAAAAAAGAAAUCAGUCAGCCCAUUCCUCCUCUGACAUUAAUGAUUACUUAUCCUGAUAAGUCCAAAAUGGAAAAUAUUCUACUUUACUUGGUAAAAAUGGCCUUCUCCAAGAAUGUGAUAUGCGAUCGUAGUCUUGUUAACCAACUGAAAAUAAGUCCAAAUAACAUAUACCGGCCAGAUCCCCAGAAGGAAACUUUGAGCAACUUCCUUGUGGCAUGUAAGCAUCCCCUGUGUAAAUCCUUCAACUGCACAAUAAAAGAUGGCAACAUCAGCCAAGUUAACAUCACCUUCAGGGUCUGGAAGCCCACUUUUAUCAAAGCAGAGUUCUCCAGUUUGCAGCUGACUGUUCAAGCUGCGCUGGCAUACAAGGAUCCAGCUUCUCUUUUUGUGCUCAGCAAGGACAAUGAGAACAGAGAUGUGAAAAUACAGGUUUCAAAGGAGUCCCUCGGUGGAAUACCACUAUGGAUAAUCAUAGUGAGCAUUCUCAUCGGAUUGCUCAUAUUAGCACUCGUCAUUUUAAUAUUAUGGAAGGCUGGAUUUUUCAAGAGAAAAUCCAUGGAAGAGAUGAAGGAGGACAUGAAAGAUUAGUAAGGAGUCCACAUGGCAGACUUGUGCCCCAGCCUUCUCAGGUCCAUGUUUCACUUAAAAGAACAGCUUCAUGACAAAGAAUAACAAAGGACAGCACUAAUACAUGUUGGUUUAGUAGAAACAUUUUCUAAAAAGUGAUCAGUAGUUUUUUUCUGUUUUGUUUUUUUUUUCCUCCCUUAAGUAACAGCACUGUAAAUUCCAAUUAUAUCUAUGUGAAAUGCUACAUUGUACAAUGUUUUAGUAAAACAAGUUUCCCAGAUUUGGGUAUAUCCUUAGCAAUAAUCAAAUCAUGCUAGGAAGGUUACAAAGGUUUUGUAACAUGUUGGUAAAUUAUUUUUAUAUGAACAAGUAUUGGAUGUAUGAAAAUGAGGCUCUUAAAACAGAUCUGUGUCACAGCAAUGUUCCUCAGUGAACGUAGUAUUGCCGGGAAGAAAGAACAUCAGGUUCACUGAUUUCUCAGAUGGAAAAGUUGUAGACACAGAGACAGUGAGAGACUAAUGUCCUAAUGUCCUCGUGCAAAACAUAGGUCAUGUACAAGUCCAAACCACUAACAUAACACACAACAUGCAAACACUGUAUAACUUCUCAGCUUCCACAUCAAGGCCUGCCCUCUUCCUCCUUCUACUCAGGGUCACCUUACCUGCUACAAACCCCUGACCUCUUAGACCAUACCAUAUUUAAAACCAGAGUACAUAUGGCCAUACAAAACCCAGAAGAACAUAAAACACACCAAAAAAAAUACACUAUAGACAUUCAUUGGACGCAUAUAACAUAUCCAAAAACAGAUAUAAAUGUACAUUUCACACUUCCAGUUGCUAUCAAGAGUUUCCAACACAUUUGAACCCCCCUGUCGUACUGGUAUACACCCCAAAAAAGAUGGGCACUUCCCAUGAUGCCCUACAAAGCCAGUCCACAGGGCUUGCUUCUGUUUGGCAGUGAGGAAACGAUACCUAGUAGGCCAAAGAGGUAGUCUGGCGAAACGGCAGAAACAACCGACCCAAGGUAAAUGUUACAAUACUACAAAUGGACACGGUUAUUGAAAGAGAAAUUGAGCAUUUUCCCUGAAACACUGACUAAUGGAAUAAUUGAAUCUGUUAACAGUAGCAACAUGGCCUAACACUGUGUGUGUGUGUGCACCCGUAGACACAAUGUUGUGAGAAUUGUUGUGUUUCAAGAAGGGUCCGCGUAAGUGGUCAUACUUGGUAUCAACAAG
Messenger RNA from Scleropages formosus (Asian bonytongue), 5803 nucleotides. RefSeq names its product integrin, alpha 1 (gene itga1). NCBI's taxonomy places the organism in Eukaryota, Metazoa, Chordata, Actinopteri, Osteoglossiformes, Osteoglossidae. Gene Ontology annotation, biological process: cell adhesion mediated by integrin; integrin-mediated signaling pathway; cell-cell adhesion. Gene Ontology annotation, molecular function: integrin binding. Gene Ontology annotation, cellular component: integrin complex; external side of plasma membrane. The transcript has 30 exons. The record is from RefSeq and is a predicted model, not a curated record. The coding region runs from base 1048 to 4590 and encodes 1180 amino acids.